Messenger RNA from Nerophis lumbriciformis (worm pipefish), 490 nucleotides. Its product is annotated as metalloproteinase inhibitor 2-like. Gene Ontology annotation, molecular function: metalloendopeptidase inhibitor activity; protease binding. NCBI's taxonomy places the organism in Eukaryota, Metazoa, Chordata, Actinopteri, Syngnathiformes, Syngnathidae. Gene Ontology annotation, biological process: negative regulation of endopeptidase activity; response to hormone; response to cytokine. Gene Ontology annotation, cellular component: extracellular matrix. The record is from RefSeq and is a predicted model, not a curated record.
AUGCACAUUUUAUUUGGUUUUAUCUUGCAGAUCUUGAAGGGUCCUAUAAAGAACUAUGAUACUGUCUACACUGCUGCACCCGCUGCAACAUGUGGUAUAACUCUCACCAAAGGUGUAGAAUAUUUCUUCACAGGCCCACUACAGGAUAACGGGGCACCAUACGUGUCAGCCUGUGACUAUGUUGUACCCUGGAAAAGCAGCUACAACAUCCUGGUAGAGCGGUAUAGGAUGGGCUGCGGUUGCAAGGUCAAUCGCUGCACCGCUGUCCCGUGUGGAGUCAGCGGCCCAAAUGAGUGCUCGUGGACGGACUGGCUGACGGGGAAUUCUGUCGACGAUGUGAAGAACAAGCAAUGUGCUUGCAUCAAGAGAAGUGAUGGUUCUUGUGCCUGGUACAAGGAGGCCGCCUCACCUGGAAGGGGUUAAUGGACAUUAUAGACCCUAAAAUCUCCAUGAACAGAAUGUAAAUUACUAAUAAAUUCAGUUAACUCAA